Messenger RNA from Pyrus x bretschneideri (Chinese white pear), 1475 nucleotides. RefSeq names its product QWRF motif-containing protein 3-like. The transcript is spliced from 3 exons. The record is from RefSeq and is a predicted model, not a curated record. Gene Ontology annotation, biological process: spindle assembly; centrosome cycle. Lineage: Eukaryota; Viridiplantae; Streptophyta; Magnoliopsida; Rosales; Rosaceae. The coding region runs from base 207 to 1475 and encodes 422 amino acids. Gene Ontology annotation, cellular component: centrosome; nuclear microtubule; cytoplasm. Gene Ontology annotation, molecular function: microtubule binding.
CCGCUCUCUCUCUCUCUCUCAAAACUUACAGGCAAUGAAGAAUGAUCAAGUGGUGACAGACCAAUUCCACAAACCCAGAAGACGCAAAUCCCGGGAAGUAAGCUCUCGGUUUCUAUCGUCGCCAACCACCGCAGAAACGACCACUCUCCCAUCUACGAACCACCCCAUCUCGCCGGUUCGCCGCAAACCCAUUUCAUCUUUCUCCGAUGCCCGAAAACCCAAAAUCGACGAUUCGGGCCCCAACCGCGAACUAUGGCCCUCCUCAAUGUCGUCGCACAAGAAGCUCGACACUCUCGCCGAUCACCUCGGAAACGACGGGCAGCGAAGAUCGAAUCGAACGUAAAGGUUCAAUCUUUGACAGACAGAGGAGCUACAGUGAGUUUGGUUUGUUGGAUAAUCCGAAAGAAAACGCUAAAGAAAAUCACAGACCCAUUUUUGGUGGGUCGAUGAGAUUCACUGGAAAAUUCAGGUUUCCCGGAAAAUCUAACUCGUCUUCUUCUUGUACUUCGUCGUCUUCGAGCAAUUCAAAUGUGGCUGCUCCUCGGAGAUUUUCAGUGGACGAAAAUGCUCUGCAUCAGAAGUCGUCUCGCCGAACUUCGGAUGGUUUUUCGGAUGCUCUUGAUUCGGGAUCGGAGUGCAGUGACAUCUAUUCAGGGAUGACCAUGGGAUCUCCAAAUGUUGGUCAGAGUGCUCGAAAAUCGGGUGUGGAGGUUUCUUCUAAGUACAUGAAUGAGAUUACUUUAAGGCAUCGGAGACGGACAUCUGAUUCUAACAUCGCAAAUCCGAUAUCUGGAGACAAGUCUCCGAAGCUGAACAAAUUCACCAUUAAAAAUGUGAUCAGGAGGGCUCAUUCGCUGACAGCGACCACACAGUGGGCGCUUUCACCGGGAAGAACAGGGUCGCCGACGAUGUCUGUGGAGAAUAAGGGAGUACAAUUGUCGUCUUCGAGCAUGAAGCCUCCUACGAGUCCCUCAAAAACUAAAGGGGUGGAGAAGUUGCUCAACUCGGGGUUGAACUUGUUCAAGAGUAAAAAAUCUUCAUCUUCUCCGUCUAGUGUGUUGGUGAGGUCUAAUUCGGUUUCUUCAGGGUCAAGUAUGACAGAGAUGGGACAUCAGCUUCGGUUGCUUCAUAAUCGAAUCUUGCAGUGGCAGUUUGCGAAUGCUAGAGCUGAUGUUGUGAAUCAGAACAUAGCAAAUCAAGCACAGCUUAAGUCGUUGGAGUCUUGGGGAGAUAUGGAAAGGCAACAUAUGGCAGCGGUUUGCACGAUGAAAGAGUGUUUGCAUUCUGUUGUUUGCAGGGUGCCCCUCAUUGACGGUGCAGAGGUGGACACUCAGUCUGCUUCCAUUGCUCUUCGACAUGCUUCGAAUCUCACAAAUUCCAUUAAGUUGUUGCUUGCUAAUUUUUCGCCAUUGGUAUGCUUCAGUUGUUUUGUAAUGUUGUAUACCCGGGAUUCAUGUAAUGUGGACUUACAUUGA